AAUACAUGAAAUGCGGAAGAAAGUGAAAAUUGAAAGAGCCGAAAAAAUGGAAUAUAUCGGAGAUGUCGGAUGUUUCCGGUGACGGAGAUGUAUCGGCGACGGUUACUGAACAUGAAGUAACUCCACAACCGCCGGUUUCUUCGGCGACGUAUCCGUCACUGACGGUGUCGGCGUCUUAUAAAGAGAGCGGUGGAGGUAAAAGCUCGUCGAAGCGGAGACCAAUUAGGCCGAGUUUUGACGCUGCGGCUGAUAAUGAGUUUAUUACUUUGCUUCAUGGUUCGGAUCCAGUGAAAGUGGAGCUUAAUCGACUAGAGAAUGAAGUUAGAGAUAAGGAUCGGGAGUUGGGAGAAGCACACGCUGAGAUCAAAGCGCUUAGGUUGUCUGAGAGACAAAGAGAGAAAGCUGUUGAAGAGCUUACUGAGGAGCUUGCUAAGUUGGAUGAGAAGCUCAAGUUGACCGAAUCCAUUCUCGAAAGCAAAAAUCUAGAAAUCAAGAAAAUCAAUGAGGAAAAGAAGGCAUCAAUGGCUGCUCAGUUUGCUGCUGAAGCCACCUUAAGAAGGGUUCAUGCUGCUCAAAAGGAUGAUGACAUGCCUCCAAUCGAAGCCAUCCUUGCUCCAUUAGAAGCUGAACUUAAGCUUGCACGAUCAGAGAUUGGAAAGCUUCAAGAAGAUAACAGGGCUUUGGACCGUCUGACUAAAUCAAAGGAAGCUGCCUUACUUGAAGCUGAGAGGACCGUUGAAGCUGCCAUGGCAAAAGCCGCCAUGGUUGAUGAUCUUCAGAAUAAGAACCAGGAGCUUAUGAAACAAAUAGAGAUCUGUCAGGAAGAAAACAAAAUUCUAGACAGAAUGCACAGGCAGAAGGUUGCUGAAGUGGAAAAGCUUACUCAGACUGUACGAGAGCUGGAAGAGGCUGUUCUUGCAGGUGGUGCUGCUGCAAAUGCCGUGAGGGAUUACCAGCGGAAAUUUCAAGAGAUGAAUGAAGAACGGAAAACUCUUGAUCGGGAGCUUGCACGUGCAAAGGUUACAGCAAACAGAGUGGCCACUGUGGUAGCAAAUGAGUGGAAAGAUGGUAAUGAUAAAGUGAUGCCUGUGAAGCAAUGGCUCGAAGAACGAAGGUUUCUACAGGGAGAAAUGCAGCAACUACGUGAUAAACUCGCCAUAACAGACCGGGCUGGUAAAUCAGAAGCACAGUUGAAAGAAAAGUUUCAACUGCGGCUUAAAGUGCUUGAGGAGACACUUCGAGGAACUUCAAGCAGCAGCACCAGGAACACACCCGAGGCAAGAAGCAUGAGUAAUGGACCUUCUCGCAGGCAGUCACUUGGUGGAGCUGAAAACUUACAAAAAUUUCCAUCAAACGGUGCUUUAUCAAAGAAAGCUCCAGCUUCUCAGAUGAGACAUUCCUUGUCUAUUAAUUCAACUUCUGUGUUGAAGAAUGCUAAAGGAACAUCUAAGUCAUUUGAUGGAGGCACAAGAUCCUUGGAUAGAGGCAAAGCACUUUUAAACGGACCUGGUAAUUAUUCCUUCAACAAGGCUACUGAUGACUCUAAGGAAGCAGAGUCAGGAAAUGGGUGGAAAGAAAAUGCAGAGGAAAAGCCACAAAGUGAAGACCCUGAAGCAGCAACUGAGGACAGUGUCCCAGGUGUCUUGUAUGAUUUACUACAGAAAGAAGUAGUUUCUUUGAGGAAAGCCUCUAAUGAAAAGGAUCAAAGCCUCAAAGACAAAGAUGAUGCCAUCGAGAUGCUAGCGAAGAAGGUGGAAACAUUAACAAAGGCAAUGGAGGUUGAAGCAAAGAAGAUGAGACGGGAAGUAGCUGCGAUGGAAAAAGAAGUUGCUGCAAUGCGUGUUGAGAAAGAUCAGGACGCCAGAGCCAAAAGGUUUUCAAAUAGCAAGAGCCCUUCCAACACCGCCCAGAUUCUUGCGGGAAGAGCUGCUGGACGAAGUGGUGGGUUAACGAAGAGUACCCAGUGAGUGGAGAUUCCAGAAAAUAACAAGUAAAUGAAUGUCCUAGGCUCUU
Arabidopsis arenosa is the source of this 2013-nucleotide messenger RNA. Lineage: Eukaryota; Viridiplantae; Streptophyta; Magnoliopsida; Brassicales; Brassicaceae. The record is from the annotation of a GenBank genome assembly.